AUGGCCCCAAAAAUUCUCAUCGUGUUGACAUCGCACGCUGAAGUGAAAAAUGGACCCAAGACGGGCUGGUUCCUGCCCGAGCUCGCGCACCCUUACAACGUGUUUGGCCAAGUCGCCGACGUCGUUGUCGCCUCACCGCUUGGUGGUGAAGCUCCACUCAGCGUACAAUCGAUAGAGAUGAGCCCCGACGAGGAAUCGCAGAAAUUCCUCAGGGAGAAACAAGACGUAUGGAGCAACACCGAAGUGUUGAGCACGUUCGGAGGACGAGCCCAAGAGUUCGACGCCAUCUUCUACGUCGGUGGCGGAGGUCCAAUGUUCGACCUAGCGUGCGAUGAUACCUCGCAACAGAUCAUCAGAGAGUUCUACGAAGCUGGGAAAGUUGUCUCGACUGUCUGCCAUGGGUCGGUUGCUAUCAGUAGAGUUAGGCUUAGCACGGGCGAGUAUUUGGUUGCCGGGCAGAAGGUCACCGGCUUCAGCAACGAAGAAGAGCAUCAAAGCGGCCUGUGGGAUGUGGUACCGAUCCGUCUGGAGGAUGAGCUUCGGAAGAACGUGGGCGAAGGUGGUGCCUAUGAAGCAGCUCCUGCAUGGACUCCGAAAGUCUUGAUCAGCGGGCCUAGGAGACGCCUUCUAACGGGACAGAACCCAGCAAGUGCUAGGGCCCUGGCUAACGCAGUCAUAGAGGCUGUCGCCGAGAAGUUGUAA
Messenger RNA from Recurvomyces mirabilis, 702 nucleotides. RefSeq lists its product as uncharacterized. NCBI's taxonomy places the organism in Eukaryota, Fungi, Ascomycota, Dothideomycetes, Mycosphaerellales, Teratosphaeriaceae. Gene Ontology annotation, molecular function: glyoxalase III activity. The transcript has 2 exons. Gene Ontology annotation, cellular component: cytoplasm. The record is from RefSeq and is a predicted model, not a curated record. The coding region runs from base 1 to 702 and encodes 233 amino acids.